GUUGUUAAAAAUAAGAGCUGUAUGCGUGCUUGUUCCUAUAAGGUUACGGUUGUGCCGACUAAUAUUAGUAAUCGUUCGCCGUCGAGUAAGAAUUCGAGAUAACUACAAAUUAAAUUUCGAAAUUGUAAAUUAAACAUAAAAUACGUAUCUACCGGAGUACCUACUUAAUUGUACACGUUUAAUCCAGCUGCUACGACCGAGGUCUGAUGAAGUCGACGGCACGUUGCACGAGCCCUUAGCAUGUUUAAACAUACAUACAUAAAUCGCGCAUCUUUCCCGGAGGGAUAGGCAGAGACCACAUUUAACCACUUGCCACGAUCCUUGCACACUUCUUUCGCUUAAGUCAAGAUUCUAUUGUACUAAAGCAAUUAAUUGUUAACUUAUAACUUAUGAAAUAUUAAUAUCAGUGAUCAUUUACACGUAAUAAUAUAUUUAAAAUUAACUUAAAUGUACUUCGUCACAACACAUACUAUCCUUUAUAGAAUAACUAGCUGAGCCCGCGACUUCGUCCACGUGGAAUAGAUAGUUAUUUUGGGUAUCAUUGAAGCCUUCAAAGGUGAAUAAUUUUACCCGUUCUUUUCACAUUUACCAUUAUUUUUUUGCUUCUUUAUAGUUGCAGCGUGAUGUUAUAUAGCCUAAAGCUUUCCUCGAUAAAUGGUCUAUUCAACGCAAAAUAAUUUUUCAAUUUGAACCAGUAGUUAUUGACAUUAGCGCGUACAAACAAACAAACUCUUCAGCCUUAUAAUAUUAGUAUAGAUUAAAAUUGUUUAUUUUUUUUAAAUUUAACAGCUGUCAUUGUCUCUUAUGCCAAUAACAGCUGAUUGCCGAUUUAGUGUUUUGUUUACGGCAGAUAAUUAUUUUACCUGUAUUUACCAUUUAUCAAAUUCGAUAAUAAGUUUUCUUUAUUUAAUGGAUGCAUGGAGAAAAAAACGCAAAUUUUUUUAAUGUUGUGUAACACUACCAAUACCAAGGCGUGGUAUGGUUAGCAGACAAUAUUUCAAUCAGUAUCCGUGAUGGACCGGGCUAGCGGUCAGUGUGGAUCUCUGUCCAGCACUAGGGCUCUGCCGGCCGCUGUUGAGGUCAAAACAGAGCUGGAGUCAGAUGUCUCUGAUAUCGAGGAGGAACCAAAUGGAUAUCCGCUGCCACCAGAUAUGUCAUUCAUAAACAUUUAUGAUACGAAAGUUGAAUUCGAUGAAGAUGACGUCCAUUGUCCAGUAAAGCCCGGCACUGAUGAAGAGGAAACAGAGACUACGGAAGAUGCUACUUCGGCUGACACCUCGGGAGCUGACAAACGGCUGCUGAAGCUGAUAGCUGAAGGAAGUACGACCAACAGGAAACAGCGUGAUCCUCGCCGAGACUCAACAACACAAUGUUCUCAGAGGCCACACCAAUGUGAUGUCUGUCAGAAGUGCUUUAAAAAAAGUUGUGAUUUAAUCGUGCAUUAUAGAACACACACUGAUGAGAAACCUUAUCAAUGCGAUGUGUGUCAUUGUAGAUUUAAUCAAAAGGGUACUUUAACACGACACCGUAGAACUCAUACUGGUGUGACAGCUUAUGAAUGUGACGUGUGUCAACGUCUAUUUAAUAAUAAGAGCUCUUUAAUAAAUCAUCGUAAAACUCACACUGGCGGAAAGCCGUAUGAAGAUGUCGCCUGUUUAAUAGCGUUUGUUCAAAAUGGUAAUUUAAUAAGCCACAUUAUAACCCAUGACAUAGAAAAACCUUAUAAAUGUGACGUCUGUCAACGUCAAUUUAAAUUGAAGAGUUAUUUGACGAAUCACCGUCGAACUCAUAACGGUGAUAAGCCUUAUGAAUGUGGUGUUUGUGGCCGUCGAUUUAAUUCCAAGAGCACUUUAACCGACCACCAUAGGACUCAUACUGGUGAAAAACCUUACGAAUGUGACGUGUGUCAUCGGACAUUUAUACAGAAUAGUUCUUUGACAAUACACCGUAGAACUCAUACCGGUGAAAAGCCAUAUGAAUGUGAUUUGUGUCAUCGUCGUUUUAAUGAAAAGAGUGCUUUAACAAAACACUAUAGAACUCAUAAUGCUGGGAGACUAUUCAAUCUGCCUGUGAUGGACGGUGCCGUUGGUCAGUGUGGACCUCUGGCCGGCUCUGGGGACCUCCAGGCGCCCGUUGUAAACAUUAAAAUAGAACUGAAGGCAGAAUUGAACUGUGAUAUUAAAGAGGAGGAACAAUAUGGAUCCAUCCAGCCGCCACAAGUGACAUUCGUGAAUAUUCAUGACAUGAAAAUUGAGACAGAAGAUAAUAACCUGCCGAUUCCUUCUAAGCAGAGAGUGAACCGAAAACUAAAAAUAAAAGGAGAUGCUGCAGAAGCUAAGUCAUCAGCAGUCAUCAAAAGACGACGAGCUAAAGGAAGUUCAACUAACAGGAGACGGCGCAAGUCACGACGAGAGUCAAUAACACGAAGUGGACAGAAAAUUGAUGAAAAUAAUAUUACUAAUACUGACGAGAAACCUUAUCAAUGCAAUGUUUGUUUUUGUAAAUUUCGCCGAAAUUAUAGUUUAAAAAAACACAUAAGUACUCAUACCGGUGAGAAACCUUACGAAUGUGAUGUGUGCCAAUAUCGAGCCAUCGAUAAGAGUUCAUUGAUAAGGCACAUUAGAACUCAUACUGGCGAGAAACCUUAUAAAUGCGACCUGUGUCACAGUGCGUUCGGGCAAAAGGGACAUUUAACGGUUCACUUUAGGAGUCAUACCGGCGAGAAACCAUAUGAAUGUAAUGUGUGUCAACAACGUUUCGUUGAUAAGAGUUCUUUGGUAAUGCACGGUAGUAGUCAUACUGGUGAGAAACCUUAUAAAUGCUACAUAUGUCAAUCUAUGUUUUUUCGUAAAGGUCAUUUAACGGUUCACUUUAGAACUCACACUGGUGAGAAACCGUAUAAAUGUGAGUUGUGUCACAGUAUGUUUGCACGAAAACAACAUUUAACUGUUCACAUCAGAAGUCAUACUGGCGAGAAACCUUACGAGUGUGACGUGUGUCAAAGUAAGUUUAGCCACAAGACUUCCUUAAUAGAACACAACAGAAUUCACACUGGCGAGAAACCAUAUGAAUGUGACGUGUGUGAUAAAACAUUCCGUCAAAAGAGUUCUUUAGCGAUACAUUAUAGAAUUCAUACUGGUGAGAAACCUUAUAAAUGUGAGGUGUGUCUUAGUACGUUUCGUCAAAAAAGUACUUUAACCUUACAUCUUAGAACUCAUUCUGGCGGUAACAUUAAGAAUACUAAAUAGUCAGCGUCGAUUCAUUGAAUGCCAGUGAAAUCAUUAUUUAUUAUGUAAU
Molecule: messenger RNA, 3297 nt
Organism: Amyelois transitella
Lineage: Eukaryota; Metazoa; Arthropoda; Insecta; Lepidoptera; Pyralidae
Product: zinc finger protein 761
Exons: 6
Coding region: 1014-3248 (744 amino acids)
Biological process (GO): regulation of transcription by RNA polymerase II
Cellular component (GO): nucleus
Molecular function (GO): RNA polymerase II transcription regulatory region sequence-specific DNA binding; DNA-binding transcription factor activity, RNA polymerase II-specific
Source: RefSeq, a predicted model, not a curated record